AUGGUCCGCACGAGGCCUCUUCCUGGUGGUUAUUGGGCAUCGGAACUUUCAAAAGCGAUCCUCAACGGCACUGUGCCGAUUGAUCGAUUGAAUGACAUGGUGACUCGAAUCGUGGCAACCUGGUAUAAGUUUGGCCAAAAUCUCGACUACCCACUUCCUAAUCUCUCCACAAAUACUCGAAAUAAGACUGGACCUAUAUAUCCUGGUGCAGAUCACAACGUUAUUGCUCGUGCUGUGGGAAGUGGUACCUCUAAUCUGCCCUAUCUGAUCACUCCUCAAGAUACGAUUAAAAACAAGGCAUCUAAUGUCAAGUUCUUUAUCACCGACGCCUUUCCGGAGCUCGAUACUGCGAGCCCGUGUGAAGUGGCUAUGGUCUUGAUUAAUGCCGACUCAGGAGAAAACUAUAUCACCGUCCAAGGGAACCCAGGUGACAGGACACCCGCUGGUCUCCAGGCUUGGCACAACGGGGAUAUGCUCGUCCAAGCUGCGGCAGACCACUUCUCGAACAUCAUUGUUGUCCACACUGUCGGACCGAUCCUCUUGGAUGAAUGGAUAGACCUACCAUCGGUUAAGGGUGUGCUAUUUGCCUAUCUCCCUGGCCAAGAAGCUGGCAACUCGCUUAUAGAUGUACUAUUUGGCGACUACAGCCCCAGCGGUCACCUACCAUACACGAUCCCACGCUCCGAAUCAGACUAUCCGUCAACCCUCGGUCUUUGA
Messenger RNA from Penicillium waksmanii, 717 nucleotides. RefSeq names its product glycoside hydrolase family 3 protein. The record is from RefSeq and is a predicted model, not a curated record. Lineage: Eukaryota; Fungi; Ascomycota; Eurotiomycetes; Eurotiales; Aspergillaceae. Gene Ontology annotation, molecular function: beta-glucosidase activity. Bases 1 to 717 code for a protein of 238 amino acids. The transcript is spliced from 5 exons. Gene Ontology annotation, biological process: glucan catabolic process.